AUGUUUGUCUCUUGCAAGCAAGCUAUGUUUUUGACGCUGGGAGUCGCGUCCCUGGCAUUAUCCGCCGCUAUCAACAACGAUGUUCUGCAGAGUCGAGAAGGGAAGGAUCCCGAACCGGCACAAGCACCCUUUGGCUGCAGCCUUUUCUACCGAGUGCAAAUUGGCGAUACCUGCUGGGACAUAAUAUCUCGCAAUGAGAACACCUUCACCAUCAGGCAGCUCCUGUGCUGGAAUCCCGAUAUCAACCCAACCUGCUCGAACCUCAUCCCCGGUCGCGAUGUUUGUGUUGGGGUCGUGAGUCCUAUGUAUUGUUAA
Messenger RNA from Penicillium cinerascens, 315 nucleotides. Its product is annotated as LysM peptidoglycan-binding domain-containing protein. The record is from RefSeq and is a predicted model, not a curated record. NCBI's taxonomy places the organism in Eukaryota, Fungi, Ascomycota, Eurotiomycetes, Eurotiales, Aspergillaceae. Bases 1 to 315 code for a protein of 104 amino acids. The transcript has 2 exons.